This is a messenger RNA of Engraulis encrasicolus (European anchovy), 5787 nucleotides long. RefSeq names its product leucine-rich repeats and calponin homology (CH) domain containing 3 (gene lrch3). Gene Ontology annotation, molecular function: protein binding. The coding region runs from base 35 to 2311 and encodes 758 amino acids. The transcript has 21 exons. NCBI's taxonomy places the organism in Eukaryota, Metazoa, Chordata, Actinopteri, Clupeiformes, Engraulidae. The record is from RefSeq and is a predicted model, not a curated record.
CAGGCAGACAGAUUCAGUGGGAGUUAGCUGUGUAAUGGCGGCCACGGUGUUGCUGUCCGCGGAGAACACCGUACCCACUUUUGCGGUCGGCAAUCCCGGAGCAGCAGGGACCUCCGGUAAUGGAUUAGGGGCAGCUUGCCCCGCAUCUUGGAACCGUUCACUGGACCGGGCGUUAGACGAAGCAGCGGCCACAGGGUGCCUGAAUCUCAGUGGCAGGAAACUGAAAGAGUUCCCAAGGAGCGCCGCCAACCACGACCUCACAGACACUACUCGGGCCGAUUUGUCCCGUAACCGGCUGCCGGAGUUACCAGUGGAGGUUUGCAUGUUUGUGUCUCUGGAGCACCUGAACCUCUACCAGAACUGCCUGCGCUCCCUCCCCGACAGCCUGGUCAACCUGCAGGCUCUCACCUACCUGAACAUCAGUCGCAACCAGUUGUCCACGCUGCCAGCCCCGGUGUGCAGCCUGCCCCUGAAGGUGCUGAUCGCCUGCAAUAACAAGCUUGUGUCCCUGCCCGAGGAGUUGGGACAGCUCAGACAGCUAACGGAAUUGGACGUGAGCUGCAAUGAGAUCCAGACGCUGCCUUCCCAAGUCGGGCAGCUGGAGGCGCUGCGAGACCUCAACAUCCGCAGGAACCACUUGGCACGCCUGCCCCCAGAGUUGGCGGAGCUGCCUCUGGUGCGCCUGGACUUCUCCUGCAACAAGGUGACCUCCAUCCCCGUCUGCUACCGCAACCUGCGGCACCUACAGAGCAUCGUGCUGGACAACAACCCCUUACAGAGUCCCCCCGCACAGAUCUGCAUAAAGGGGAAGAUCCACAUAUUUAAAUAUCUCAACAUGGAGGCCUGCAAGCCCGACCUGCCCGACUACGACAGGAGACCGCUACCCUACGGCUCGUGUGUGGAGGAGCUGUAUCCUGGUCGGCCGUACGGAGCGCUGGACUCCGGCUUCAACAGUGUGGACAGUGGAGACAAGCGGUGGUCAGGGAAUGAGCCUACAGAUGAGCUGUCUGACCUGCCUCUGCGGGUGGCGGAGAUCACCAGGGAGCAGCGGCAGAGGAGGGAGCGCGAGAGGGAGAGGGAAGACGCCAAGCACAGCACGCACCACGUGGCCAAUGGCACAGCGGAGACAGAGACGGAGCAGAUAGACUUCAUAGACAGCUGUACGGAAGAGGAGGACGACAGACGAAGCCGGACGUCAGACGCCAUCAGCCUCAGCUCCCAGUUCAUGGCUUACAUCGAGCGGCGGAUCACCAGAGAGGGUUCUCCUGUGAAGUCCGGCUCCUCCAGAGACUCAAGAACAGACGACCCGAGGCGGCACAGUUCCAUUCACAGAAGUGUACCAGAUGGAGCGAGCCCCACGUCUUCCACGGCACACAGCCAGAGGUCGGGAGUGGGUGUUGAGCGUGUGCGGAGGGAGGCCCAGCUGGCAGCGCUGCGGUACGAGGAGGAGCGACAGAGGACGCGCUCCACACAGAGAGACACAGCCACCACUUACGCCAAGCACAAAGCCACUCAGAGCCCCACUAAAUUGAGCCCCACAGAUGGCGAGACUGCGUACCCUUCCAGACGCUCCACCCACACGGACGACUCCGCCCUCUUCAUGUCUCUGUCUGGGAUGGCCAUGGAUGGGUGUGUCUCUCACGGCUCAGACAGCACCCCCUCCUGUCCACUGCAGCAAGGGGAGGAUCGAUCAGCAUUGUCACCCACAGCCCUCCAAUCACCCUCUUACCCCGGCCCAGCUGCCCUGCCCACCUGCCGCGCUGCUGGCCCCGCCCCGAGGCCCGACAGCUUCCUGUACCGCCUCAGCCAGAGAGAGGAGAAGAAGAGAGGUGAUUCAACACCUUCUAGGUCAGAGCCUGAGGACAGCACACCCACCCCAACCCAGGGGCUUGUGGGGGAGGAAGCAGAGGUGGUGGAGCAACUGCGAAAGAACAUUGAGUGCCGGCUGAAAGUGUCGUUGCCGAGCGACCUGGGUGCGGCCCUGACUGACGGGGUGGUGCUGUGCCACCUGGCCAAUCACGUGCGGCCCAGAUCUGUGCCCAGCAUCCACGUCCCCUCGCCCGCUGUGCCCAAACUGACAAUGGCCAAGUGUCGACGGAAUGUUGAGAACUUCCUGGAGGCGUGUCGCAGAAUCGGGGUUCCACAGUCCCAGCUGUGUCUGCCCCUCCACAUCCUGGAGGAGCGGGGCCUUCCGCAGGUGGCCGGGACGGUGCGCGCCCUGCUGGACCUGGCCCCCCCGAAACACACCGCCUCCACCCCUGGCACCCCCUCCUCCGCCUCCACCGCCGCCACCACCUCCCUGGCCAUCUAGACACACACACACACACACACACACACAAAUAAACACCCCUCCAGACCAGACCCAAGUCCCCCACACACCACCUGACUGACUGACUGACUGACUGACCAACAGCACACUGACACUUAUGUCACAUGUAAAAAAAAACCACAUACUGACCCACUGUCAUCAUACAUACAUCUUACAUCUGACACGUGAGCAAACAGCCCCUGAACUUCACCCUCACACCCUCUGUCUUAACUACAUGUCUCACACACACACACACACACACACACACACACCUACAAACACGUAACAUGGCACAGACAGAAGUAUGGACGCAUGGUGCAAAUGCCCCUUCUGGGGGGUGUCUGGGAGUGGAGUGGCCCCAGCGAGAGGAGAGAGGAGGUGGGGGAGUGGCGGAGAGAAGACCCGGGGGAGUGGAUGGAUAGAUGGAUGAGUAUGGAGCAGCACUACCACUUGCCUGUAUGGACCGAUGGAUGACUGACCCCCACACACUUCUGUCUGGCCAACAGGACACUACAAACAACCACACAGGAAGAGAUUUGUUUAUUUUUUUGUUUUGUUUUUUUUCCUCUGAAAAUAGUGUUUUUUAAUUUCUGUUUCUGUUUUUGUUUUCUAUCACUUCCUUUUCUGUUCAUAUAUUGUGGCUCCAGCUGUUGGAGGGUUGUUUUUAAUUUUGCACCAUAUUAAUAUAAUUUCAUUGUUAAUGACCAUAAGAAAUAUGAUGCCUAUUAUUAUUAUGCUUAUUAUUAUUAUUAUUACUUUUAUUAUUAUUAUUUGAUAAUUUUAAGACUUGAGACUUGUUAUAUGUUAGAUCCCUGCUCAUCGAGGGUUGUCAAAAGGGUUGUUACAGUGACUUUGAGAGGGAAUCCUUCUCCUCUACCCCAUAGGCAGUAGAGCAUGCUGGCUAAAGUAAUACCUGUUAGCUGAGGGCAGCAGUGUUGUACCUUUUUAAUUCUUCAUCCAGCACAACAGAGCCCUGCCACUGUAGACAACAUACUGUCUAUGACUGCUACACAGGACUGCCGCAACCCUGCUAAAAGGAGUUGUAUGUUUGAGAUCUGACCACAGGGUGGCAGUAUGCUGCUGCAGUCCACCCGGAUGGUGCAGCCACGGUAAUGCUGCAUAAAUAAAUACACAAGCAAUAUGGCAGUGCUCCAUCUCAUCAGCAGCAGCAGCAGCAGCAGCAGCAGCAGCAGGAGCCAGUAACCAGUAGCUAUUCUGGCUGGAUGAUGCAUUUGUAGACUGAAGGUGGAGAAGGCUCCUGUAACAUCUCUCUCUCUCUCUCUCUCUCUCUCUCUCUCUCUCUCUCUCUCUCUCUCUCUCUCUCUCUCUCUCUCUCUCUCUCUCUCUCUCUCUGCUGUCAGGUAGUAGAGCCCUGCUGUUUCAACAGCUGAUGGCGAAACGUGAUCCAUAGGGUGCCUGUUGCUACAUGGUAGUUUUCUUCCUCAGCUCAGCCUACGUAGCCUGGAGACGGGGACUUGAGUUGAGGCUGACUGACGUACGUUGUGCAAUUUUGGAAGGUGAAUAAUUGAGGGAGUGAAACUCAAGACAGGGCUUGCCUGCGAGAGGGCCUGUAACCCAUAGUGACUGACGUGGCGACCAGUGGGGUUGGCUAAACCCAAACGGCAAGCAGCAGCGCCAGUACUGCUGUACUGGCCUGGCCCGCCCGGCCCAAACUCCGGUGCCGGCGGGCCAAUCUGCUCGACAACUGUUUUGAUGAGCUAGAAUUUUUAGUCUCAGAACUAGACACUACAUUUCAAACGCUUUCGACGGGUUAUCGUGUAACUAUUGCAUGGUUGUGCUCUCCAUAGCAGAAAUAUAUGUGGCCUAAGGUUACUGAAUUAAAUGUUGAGGAUUAGAAGAAGGUGGUUUCUAAACUAUGGACAGGCAUAAGCAGAGUAUGUAACUGACAAUUGAUGACAGUACAAUUUGGCAUUGUUCGAAAUCUUAACUUGUUUACUAUACAGUGGACUAUGUAGAGUGUGGGUUUUCUGUGCCCCUUUUAUAGUCUACUAUGUAUAUAGUGACCAAGUGAAUUUUUCAGAAUAGGCCUUUGUCUCCUGCGUGUAACAUGUAGCCAAGCAUGCAUAAGACAGUGGAUGGACGGGUGGGUUUGUGGGUGGGUAGGGUUUGGGGGACAGGAUUAUAUUUAAAUAUGUAAAGAAAACGAGAAAAAGUAGAAAAAAAAAUGGUCCUGUCUGACUUUAAAGGCAAUAUGACUGGUGACUGCUGUAGUUGAGAUAUAUUCUCUUUAGCACCUCCUGAAGUGCAGUGAAUGGCCCAGUGUCUCCUCUCCAGUGAGGAGCUAUGUGGCCCUGGCCUUCAGUCUUUUGUGUUGCUGUAGUCACCACUGCAUGGCUUGCUCUUUCUACGCCUGGUAACCAUACACCAGGCUGCAUAGCCUUCCUAGAGCGGUUUGUCGUUGUGUGUAGAGGGAUACACACGCCUAAACAGACACACACACACACACAAACAUAAACACACAGACACAUACACAAACAUACACACGCCUACACUCUUUUUUUAAAUGCUGUACACGUGAUUCACUCAGUGAUGUUUUAAGUCAACAGUGUAUACAGCACGGGUGUGCACUCAGAUCUAUAUUAUUCAAUCCAAAUAGAGACACUUAGAGCCUGGAGACGUAUGUUUUAAGAGAGAGGUGGGUACACUCUUGGCCACCCAGACAGGGUGCGGGGGCUUACACCACGCUGAGCAUACAGGGUCAGUGGAGGGGGUUUGUUUUUAAAAGAGGCCAUUUUUGUAUUUUAUUAUCAAGGUUCCUACAGAAGGCUGCAGUAGGACUGGUGAGACAGGGGCCCUGAGUUUAAAACAAAAAACUUUGACCACUUAAUUAAAAAAGUAAAAAGGUUUUUGAGUAUAGAAAAAAUAGUUACGGAGAGUCAAAAAGUAUUUUUUCUAUUUUAACUUGCUUUUUUAUAGACCUAAGAGUUAUGACAAGGGAAGUUAAAAGAAAUUGAAUUAAAAUUAUUAUAUUAUUAUUGCUGGGGGUUGUCUUGUAUAGAUAUUUUAGUGUAAUUUUUCUAUUUUUAUUUGCUUUAAAGAAAAAAAAAAUAUUGACUUGGGUGUUUUUCCCCCCCAGCAAUUAUCAUGUGACCCUAGAAGCAGGGCCUGGCCCUGCGUGACACUGUACAGAGACAUAAAUAACAUUCCAUACGUUUACAAGUAUGUACCACUUCCCAUGUGCACCAGAGGACCUUCACAUUGCUUUACCUACAGAGCCUGGACUUGGUUGGCCUUUGUUUUUUCUAAGUUUUUACCUUUUUUUUGUUUUUACAGUGUUUUUUUCUUUCUUUCUUUUUUUGAGCAAGUGUCCCACAAAAAUAUAUACUGUAUUGGAUUCUAAGUAAGUGAGAAAAAAAAAUAUGGAAAGGUUUUUUUUUUUUUUUGGAAUGGAUAUUUGAUGUUAUUUUAAAGUGCAUUAAUAAAAAUUUACCAUUUCGGCUCUGUGUGCAUCUGUGCCU